AUGCGAGUAACAGGUUGUUUUUUGGUCCCAGUAGUCGUCCUUUACAGGAAGGAAGGUAAUAAGCUAUUCUUCCCUCGCAGUAUUAGGCGGUCGGCUAAAUAUCCCAGAAUCGUAUCAAUGCAGACACUAGGUGCCAGUGGGGGAUGUCACACGGGUGCAGUGUUGCUGAGAGAUCUAUAUGGUCCCUGGAAACGGACCGGAAAACCGGAAAUUUUCAUUCCGCGUGAUUCCUGGUUGAACCAUGCAUUCACCUUCAAAUCCGCUGGAAUCACACCUCACUUUCUUCCGUACUUUAACGCGGAGACUGCAUCUCUGGAUUUUCCAGCUUUGUCGACGGCCAUCAGGUCAUUGCCCGCCCAAUCCGUCGUCGUCCUCCAGACCAAUGCUCAGAAUCCAACCGGGUGCGACCCGUCGCCGACACAAUGGCGAGAGCUAGCCUCUAUUUUCUCUGAACGAGGUCAUUUGGCGUUCUUUGAUGCCGCGUACCCAGGGUUGGCCUCAGGAGAUAUCGACACGGAUCUCGAGUGCGUUCGCUUGUUUGCCGAGCAAGAAAUCCCUAUGGUGUUUGUUGCAACGUACGGGAAAUGCUUUGGCCUGUAUUGCGAACGCGUCGGGAUUCUCUCCAUCAUCACGCCCGAUCAAGAAGUGAGAGAUAGGAUGGAAACACAGAUGAGGCUACUUGUGCGAGCGGAGUCGGGCGCUAUGCCUGACUUUGGUUCCACGAUCAUCGAGACCAUUUUAUCAGACGAGCGUUUAGAACAGCAAUGGAGGGACGAAGUCCGCGAUAUGGCAAAGGACCUCCAGCAUCGUCGACGCACAUUGAGGACGGAACUGGAGCGCCUGGGAACACCCGGUGACUGGCGGCAUAUCACCGACCAAAAUGGAUUCUUUUCAUAUAUUCGGCUUUCUGCUGAGCAAAUCACUGGCCUUCGCAUCAAGCAUCACGUAUACCUUCAGGACUCUGGGAGGAUAUCCAUUGCUGGGCUUAAUUCAUCCAAUAUUGGAUAUGUUGCUCGUAGUAUUGACGAUGUUAUCAGGACGGACAGGAUGAGCCUCCCCCUACUCGUAUCACAAUUGCUGCCACCGCUGGUCUCUAAUUUACAAUCUCCUUUUGACUGUCAGAAGCACUGCUCCUACACGACAUAG
Molecule: messenger RNA, 1146 nt
Organism: Aspergillus oryzae RIB40
Lineage: Eukaryota; Fungi; Ascomycota; Eurotiomycetes; Eurotiales; Aspergillaceae
Exons: 6
Coding region: 1-1146 (381 amino acids)
Biological process (GO): amino acid metabolic process; biosynthetic process
Molecular function (GO): pyridoxal phosphate binding; L-aspartate:2-oxoglutarate transaminase activity
Source: RefSeq, a predicted model, not a curated record